This is a messenger RNA of Fonsecaea pedrosoi CBS 271.37, 1347 nucleotides long. RefSeq lists its product as uncharacterized. The record is from RefSeq and is a predicted model, not a curated record. The transcript is spliced from 5 exons. Bases 1 to 1347 code for a protein of 448 amino acids. Lineage: Eukaryota; Fungi; Ascomycota; Eurotiomycetes; Chaetothyriales; Herpotrichiellaceae.
AUGACCGACUAUGCGCCACGAAGCAGUCAGGAUUACAAUUCCUUCUUUCAAAGUCCGCACCUCGCCAUGUCGCAUUAUUCCAAUGGAACCGGUCUCAGCUACCUCUACAGUGAUGGUCAAGUUCAGUAUCAGACUGUACACACCCCGUGUUCGACGUACUCAGCAAACUACGCACCGAGUCCAGGAACGUCGGCUCCUCCUCUCUAUUUGCCUCCAACAUCCGGUUCACAACUCAAUUAUUCAUUUGUAGGCCCACGAGUUCCUACGCUUCCUUCCCAGUCUCGUGCUUUCCCACAGAGCUCUUACUACAGCACGUCCUCGGGGAAUCGGACGACUUCACACCAUCAACGACUCGCUCCUCCACGAGAAUACACUUCAAUGGAUGGCACAGAGUGUCAAGACUCUCCAAACGAGGACACAAUGCUGUCAGAACCUGUUCUACCCCCACUUGAGGGCUAUCCGGAUGUACAUGAAUUCGAUGAGCUGAUGAAACGUUACGUCCAAGACCUCUCUCCCAAGAAACAGGACAAAGCUCUCAUUCAUGCGCGGCGAGCUGCCAACAUCAAGCAUGUACUCAUUGACAAGAAGACAACGGCCAUAGAGUCGGCGCAAUUCAGGUUUUGGGUCAAGAAGAUGUUUACACUGCAACCUAACGACAGCAAAAUCCCAGAGCAUUUAAGGAAGAUUUGCCAUGAAGGGAAACCAGUGGCAGUGCGGGAGAAGUUGUUUAAGAUCCUGACCAAGGCACACAAACAGUGUCAACACGGCGGACGAGACAAAACAUCUGCGCAGGUCAGAAAGGUGUACUCAUGGGUACCCAAAGAGCUCAUUUCAAGAUUUGUCAAACUGUGUCCCACUUGCCAGGUCAGACGAGGGGCCAGUCGUAACUCGCCUCCAGAUUCAGUGAAAAGCCCCGAAACGAAUGCAGAAGCUCACUCGCCAGAGGCAUUAUCUGUGGCCGGAUCAAGGAAGGGCUCUACGGUAAUCAGGCAGGCAGCUGUAAAUACAUGCUUGCCUUUGCAGACAGCGGGAUUCAAAACGAGCUCGGCUUUUCAACAGCAGAACCGGUGGAUGACACCGUUGCAGUCUCAUUCAGAGGUCAGCCAUGUCUCUGCUGGACUGAAGCAUGACCCUCUCAGUCACCGCGACCACUACCACACCGGACCCGCCAUGUCCAUGAAUUGUACCAAUGCAACACCACCGGGUUUGAACUUUCCAUCUGUCAAUAACUUUGGAAAUGCCACAGGACAUUCACCAGCAUAUAAUUCAUCUUCACUGCCCCAAAAUGUGCAUGGCAAUGUACCAACAGAACCAGCGUAUGGAAUCAAGGUCGAACAUUAUAUUUGA